Molecule: messenger RNA, 978 nt
Organism: Melanotaenia boesemani (Boeseman's rainbowfish)
Lineage: Eukaryota; Metazoa; Chordata; Actinopteri; Atheriniformes; Melanotaeniidae
Exons: 2
Coding region: 136-978 (280 amino acids)
Biological process (GO): regulation of transcription by RNA polymerase II
Cellular component (GO): nucleus; transcription regulator complex
Molecular function (GO): DNA binding
Source: RefSeq, a predicted model, not a curated record
AAGCGACACGCGCGGCAGGCAGCUCGCCACUCGCGAUAAUUCGCGCUAGAGAGCAGAAGCUGGGCGGAAAAGGCGGGAGAAGACUGCCGCUUCCGCGUCCGCGCAACAGAGUAGAAGCAUAAAACACAAGACGAAAUGGAUGAUAAGUUGAUAUUGGCUGUAUUUAAUUUCCCAGAGCUGUUUAAUAUCACUUUACCGAAUUAUCGCUGCACGGAAAGUCGUGCAAACGCAUGGAGAAACAUCAGCAUCUCCCUGGGUAUCCCAUCUGAGGAGUGCAAAAGAAAAUGGAAGAACUUGAGAGACAGGUACCUGAAGGAAGUCCGAAUGGAGAUCAAAAGCAAGAAGCAGGGAGAAAUCGUACAAAGUAAAUGGAAAUACAGACAACUUAUGAACUUUAUUGCCCCCUUCACUGGAUCAAGAGGUAGCGUGGCAGAUAUUUGUGGCAACAAUGACGAUGACCAAGACAAUCCUGACAAUGAAUCUGGCAGUACGGAGGGAGAAACCACUUUGUCUGAGUCAUUCAAAUCACCACAGAAUAUCACAAAGGUCCCCAUGACCCCACCUGAAUCCAAGCCCCAAGGGGCAUUCGUAACACAGAUAUCUGCACCAUCUCAGGACACGCAAGUGGCCCAGCUGGCUGUUGUAGCCAAGAUGUCACCAGUCCCACAGAUAACCCCUAGCAGUAAUACUGGACGUAAACGGAAACCAGCACCAGAGUCCCCGUCACCGCCUUCCCCUCAAGGUACACCAUCGCCAACGAAAUGGCUUGUCAAAGACAAUGGCGCAUCGUUUCCCUCUAGGAUACGUGAUGAGGACGAACUAUUUCUGCUGAGCUUCGUUCCGGCUCUGAAGAGACUUGCUCCACAAAAAAGGUGUGAGACAAAAAUGAAGAUCCAGCAGAUUAUGUAUGAAGCAGAAUUCAAUGUUGCACAGGCAGAAUUACAAGAGAGAAAGAUGGAGUCAGAAGCACAGGACUGA